AUGUCUUCAGACAAAUCUAUUGAGAAAAAUACAGAUACGAUCGCCUCUGAAGUUCACGAAGGUGAUAAUCAUUCGAAUAAUUUGGGUUCAAUGGAGGAAGAGAUAAAAUCAACGCCAUCAGACCAAUAUGAAGAGAUAGCUAUAAUUCCAACUGAGCCCCUCCAUUCGGACAAAGAACUAAAUGACAAGCAACAAAGUUUAGGCCAUGAAGCACCCACAAAUGUAUCAAGAGAAGAACCUAUUGGGAUCUCUGGUGAUGAAGACACCCAAAUCACUGAACAAAACGUUAAUGAACAAAGGCAAGAAACGAGAGAACCUAGUUCUGAAAUUGAUUUAAAUGAGCCAUUGGAUGUUGAAAAAGAUGUGACAACGGAUGUGCAAGCCCCAAAUGGGCUGAAUAUUGAAAAAGAAUAUGAUGCAGUCAAAGAGAAUGAGAAGGUUUACGCUGAUACGAAAGAGGUUGUUAGUAGUCCAGAAAAUAGGGAAGUAACUGGAAAAAAUUCUGGAGGUGAGAAAUCAUCCUCGAGUAAAUUUCUCGAUGACGAAUCUGGUACUACGACAGCUGCAAAUGCGAACGACAUUUCUAUAAGUAGUGAAGUAACCCCAGAAAGGUCGUCAGAAAAUGAUAAUAACCAGAUUCAUAUUACCAAUGAGGUAGCCGCAGGAAUAAACUUGAAUGAAAACAAGGAACAAAAAGCUGCUAUAGAAGAUGGGCCCGUAACAGCAGAGAAUCUUUCCUCAGAAACUGCUAGGAAAGUACCACCUAUACCCACACAAAUCAUAAAUGAAAAAGGUGAUAACUCAAGCGAGAACGAGGUUUCCGCAAUUCCCACUACAUCUUCGCCACCAUUACCACCUAGACAAAAUGUUGCGACAUCAACGUCACCAAAAUUACCUCCAAGGGGCAAACAAAGGGAACAACCACCGAAGACGAAGAAUGCUGUUCCACCGCCACUAGAGGAAGAAAUGAAGUCAGAGAAGUUCCGUAAAAACUUCGAAGAAACUAAAAGAAAUAGUUAUCAUCAUGUUCCUCUCACUGGUUCCAAAACUGCGCAAUUAGAGUCCACUGCAGAAAUUAAUUUGAUCGCUAGUCGUUACCGCAAGACCAGUCACCAUUUGAAUAAAGAGGGGGAAGAAACUAGAGAGUCGUUGCAGGAAGGUCAAAGCUUUUUAAAAUCGACAUUUACGUCAUUUCUGGAGAACUUGUCCGAGUAUAACGAAGUGGAGAAUGUUAAUGAAGAAGAUAGAGAAAUGUUUAAAAUUGAUUGGUCCUUCUGGACUCAAGUAGUUAAUGAUUAUGCUACAGUGGCAAGCAACGAACCAGAAAAUUUAGAAGCCCAUGUUACCAAUGGGAUACCACCACAAAUUCGAGGUAUCAUUUGGCAGCUGAUGGCGAAUUCCAAAUCAAGAGAAAUGGAAGAUAUAUAUGAAACUCUAUUGGAUACCGAAUGUCUUCAUGAAGCAACAAUACGUAGAGAUUUAAGGAGAACGAAGUUUGUGGCCGAGGACAAAAUGGAGUCACUAUACAAGGUAAUAAAGGUGUAUUCUGUUUAUGAUCCAGAUGUUGGGUACACGCAAGGCAUGGGGUUCAUUGCAGCGCCGCUAUUAAUAAACUGUGAAAACGAGGCCGAAUCUUUUGGACUACUCGUUGGAUUAAUGAAGAAUUAUGGAUUAAGAGAGCUUUUCUUACCAGGAAUGCCUGGGCUGAUGUUAAUGCUUUAUCAAUUUGAUAGAUUAUUAGAGGAGCAUUCACCUUCUUUGUACAAUCGCUUGAUCCGUGAGGGAAUUAGCUCCACAAUGUACGCUACACAAUGGUUUUUGACAUUUUUCGCAUACAAGUUUCCGUUAGAGUUUGUGUUAAGAAUUUUUGAUAUUGUAUUCGUAGAGGGUAUUGAAGUGCUUUUGAAGUUUGCUGUAAAUUUAAUGUUAAAGAAUGAAGAAACUUUAGUAAAAUUGAGAUUCGAUGAACUAUUGGAUUUUUUAAAGGACGAACUCUUCAAUUACUAUUUAAUGGGAAACCAGGAUGACGCUUCUGUAGUGCAAAUGGGAUUGUCAAAUGGGAACUCAUUUAAGGGCAAUGAUGACGGCACUUUUUCCUACAAUGUCGAUCUUUUCGUUCAUGAUGCAAUGACAGGUGUAUAUAUCACACCAUUAACAUUAAGAAGAUACAGGGGAGAGUACGUAGAAAUCCAUGAAAAAGAGCAAAAAAAAGAGGACCACUACGAAUCACUAAGAAUUCAAAACCACCAACUACAAAGAGAGGCGCAGAAGCUAGAACACGACUAUUCAAUUUUGAACAAAGAGAAUAUCAGCGCCGCUAACGAGCUGAUUCAGAACAGAUUGAAUAUGGAGAUGCUGUUGGAUGAAAAAAACGACCUGAUAAAUACAAUCACUGAUAUCAAAAGCCAAAUUGAGGAAGAGAUUCGCAAGCAAAAUUUACCGAACCCGGACGCGUCACUACCAAAGGCAGAUCUGAGAGAAGACUUGGAAAGGACCAUAUCCAGGAACAAUGAGGUGAUGAGGGAGAACGGCCAAUUAGAGGAAAGAAUCACUGAACUGCAAGCGGAAAUCGAUGAGUUGAUUAACAUCAAUAAGGAGCAAGUGUCCACGGCAUCGUUAUUGGAACGAGAUUCUAAGGCUAAAGGGAGGAAAGGCUGGACUGGUUUUAAAAAAGUUUUUAAAUAG
Messenger RNA from Saccharomyces cerevisiae S288C, 2685 nucleotides. RefSeq names its product GTPase-activating protein GYP5 (gene GYP5). The coding region runs from base 1 to 2685 and encodes 894 amino acids. Gene Ontology annotation, cellular component: site of polarized growth; cytoplasm; cellular bud. The record is from RefSeq and is marked reviewed. The transcript has a single exon. NCBI's taxonomy places the organism in Eukaryota, Fungi, Ascomycota, Saccharomycetes, Saccharomycetales, Saccharomycetaceae.